This is a messenger RNA of Heterostelium album PN500, 1557 nucleotides long. It is a transcript of the gene ssrp1, whose product is annotated as structure-specific recognition protein 1. Lineage: Eukaryota; Evosea; Eumycetozoa; Acytosteliales; Acytosteliaceae. Gene Ontology annotation, cellular component: FACT complex; nucleus. The transcript has 7 exons. Gene Ontology annotation, molecular function: histone binding; DNA binding; nucleosome binding. The record is from RefSeq and is a predicted model, not a curated record. The coding region runs from base 1 to 1557 and encodes 518 amino acids.
AUGUCAGUUGCAACAGCCACAACUACAACUACUACAACAAACUCUGCAAUACAUCAAUUCAAUCAUAUAUCUCUUGGUGGUAGAAUUGGUGGUACAAGAGGUGUAUUAAAGAUAAACGUAUCUGGUUUGGCAUGGAAAUCGGAAGCAGGUAGAAGUGAAACAGUUACCUCUGAAGACAUUCAAAAUGCAAGUUGGAUUAGAGUAACUCCAAAGUUGUAUCAACUCAAUCUUGCUGUUAAAGGUGGUACUCAAGUUAAAUUCGAUGGAUUCAGAGAACAGGAUUAUGAUUUCUUAAAGAAAUUCAUUUCAGAGAAUUACAAGAUUGAAUUGGCAGUUAAAGAGCUCUCGACUAAAGGAUCGAAUUUUGGAAUUGCAAAAGUUACCAGUUCGAUGGUAUCAUUCCAAAUCGAUAAGAAGACAGCAUUCGAAUUCCCAAUCUCUGAUGUCAGUCAAUCGAUCAUCAAUGCGAACAACAAGAACGAGUUGACCAUCGAGUUUCUUCAUGAUUCCACUCUGGACGAAGUCGACGAAUCGAUUGUGGAGCUUCGUUUCUUUGCACCGACUCGUCAGACCAAGGAGGGAGACGAACACGAAGAGACAGACGAUCCCAUUCAGGACUUCCAAGACACUCUACUGCGUAAAUCGGACAUCUCCAACGUCGGAAAGAGCAUUGUUGUGCUCAACGACAUUCACUUCCUCACACCGAGAGGUCGUUUCGAUAUCGAGAUGUAUCCAACAUUCCUGCGUCUUCACGGUAAGACUCACGACUACAAGGUGUCGUACGACACCAUCUCCAAGCUCUUCCAGCUACCAAGACAAGACCAGAGUCACAUGUUCUUUGUCAUCUCACUCGAUCCACCCGUUCGUCAAGGUAAAACCAAAUACAAUCAUCUCGUCAUUCAACUCUCCAAAGACACUCAACUAUCAAAAGAAAAUAACAAUGUCUUGCAUCUCAAUUUAUCACCCGAGGCAGAAGAGAAAUAUAAAGAAAAACUAUCACCAACUAUGGAGGGUACAUUGUAUGUUAUUGUUCGUAGAAUUCUAACAUCGUUGACUGAGAACAAGAUCAUUGUACCAGGAAACUUCCAAUCAUGUAAUCAAUCAAACUCUAUUAAAUGCUCACUGAAAGCGAACGAGGGAUAUCUUUACCCAUUGGACAGAUCGUUCUUUUUCAUUCACAAACCACCAACUCUUAUUAAAUACACUGAUAUCCAGAUUGUCGAAUUCUCUCGUGCUCCGGUUGCCUUUGGUUCGAGAAAUACAUCAAACAGUCGUACUUUCGAUUUGAACAUCACAUUGAAAGAUUCAACUACCAUUCAAUUUACAAAUAUAUUAAAGGAAGAAUACAGUUUAUUGUUUAACUUUAUUCAAAACAAGCAAAUUAAGAUCGCUACACCAGAACAGAAUGUUUCAAAUAUGCGUAUGAUGGAUGCUCAGGAUGAUGAUUCUGACGAUGAAGAUUAUGAACCAUCUUCAGAGGAUGAAUCAUCUGAUGAAGAGGAAGAAGAGGAAUCUGAAGCAGAGAAGAAAUCAAAGAAGAAACAAAAGAAGGAAUAA